Penicillium maclennaniae is the source of this 1095-nucleotide messenger RNA. RefSeq names its product Branched-chain amino acid aminotransferase II. Gene Ontology annotation, molecular function: branched-chain-amino-acid:2-oxoglutarate transaminase activity. The record is from RefSeq and is a predicted model, not a curated record. Lineage: Eukaryota; Fungi; Ascomycota; Eurotiomycetes; Eurotiales; Aspergillaceae. Gene Ontology annotation, biological process: branched-chain amino acid metabolic process. The transcript is spliced from 5 exons. The coding region runs from base 1 to 1095 and encodes 364 amino acids.
AUGGCGUUCCCUCCUGCCCCUGCGCCUGAUGUCGAAUGGACUAAGUUGGGACUGGCCGUGACCGACAUGGUCAAUGGCCACAUAGAAUCUACCUAUUCGGUCGAAGGGGGCGAGUGGACGACGCCUAAGUUCGUCACUGAUCCAUAUCUACGUAUUCAUGGACUGGCACCAGCCCUGAAUUAUGGGCAGCAGGUCUAUGAGGGCCUAAAAGCCUAUCGCACAAGUAGCGGCAAGAUCCAAAUCUUCCGCCCACACUUCCAUGCCGCGCGCAUGCAGCAUUCGGCCGACGUCGUGUCCAUCCCACCCGUACCAAUCGAGCACUUCAUCGCCGCUGUCAAUGCAGCCGUUGCUCACAACGCUGAGUGGGUUCCUCCUCACUCCAGUGGUGCAGCUUUGUAUAUCCGGCCUGUGUUGUUCGGAUCUCGCGGUCACUUGGCCCUCACACCACCUACAGAGUAUAUGUUGUGCGUUUAUGUCCAGCCCUUCAGUAGUUACCACGGAAUUUCGCCGCUCCCGGCUGUGAUUAUGGAAGACUUCGACCGUGCAGCCCCAAAGGGUACCGGCCAUGCCAAGAUCGGGGGUAAUUAUGCGCCCGUGAUGAAGUGGUCAGAAAAGGCGACGAAAGCGGGAUUCCCAAUGACGUUGCAUUUGGACAGCAAGUCUGGGGAGGAUAUUGAUGAAUUCUCGACCUCCGGCUUCCUGGGUGUCCAAAUCAAGAAGCAAGAAGGGGAGAAGCAGCAGGUGGUUUUGGUCGUGCCAAAGAGUGAUAACAUUAUCAACAGCGUCACGUCGGAUAGUCUGAUGGCGAUCGGAAAAGAUUUGGGGUAUCAAGUGGAGCAUCGCACGGUCAAGUAUGCGGAACUGUCGACUUUUAGUGAGGUCAUGGCCGUGGGUACUGCCGCUUGUUUGGUCCCCAUUCGCUCCAUCACGCACCAGUCGCAUGGGGACCAAUUUGUCUACACGGGCGAGAAGACCACCGGUCCAGUCUGUCAGAAGUUAUAUGUAGAGCUGACGGGUACUCAGCGUGGCGAUAGUGAGGAUGGACGGGGAUGGUGUUUUGAGGUGAAGCAGGUGCUGGAUGGAGUGGAUGGCUAG